Molecule: messenger RNA, 6703 nt
Organism: Penaeus indicus
Lineage: Eukaryota; Metazoa; Arthropoda; Malacostraca; Decapoda; Penaeidae
Gene: hop
Product: tyrosine-protein kinase hopscotch-like
Exons: 23
Coding region: 428-3733 (1101 amino acids)
Biological process (GO): cell differentiation; cell surface receptor signaling pathway via JAK-STAT; intracellular signal transduction
Cellular component (GO): cytosol; membrane; cytoskeleton
Molecular function (GO): ATP binding; cytokine receptor binding; non-membrane spanning protein tyrosine kinase activity
Source: RefSeq, a predicted model, not a curated record
UCAGGAAUUGCGUCUACGUAUGUGUGUCUAUCGCACUUUUGUCUCAUUAUAUGACGUUCCUAUUCAUGUUUUUUGCUUCGAAUCUGAAAAUGACGGCGUGAUGGUGUGCCUUUCUGGGCAUUACUCUGUAUAGAUGAAAACACUUACCAGAGGGGUCUUUUCUUAAAAUUAUUCAUUCCAUUUUGUCUUAGAAAUGAGUAUAAUAGAUUAAAAAGAAAUACCGAUAGCAACCAAAAUAUCUAACCUCUCAAUUACUUAAAUAAAACUUACAGCAUUUUCCCAAUACAUACCGAGGCCGCGACAGCCAGCGAGCAGCGAGACAUUUGCCUUCAUGACGUUACUGGCGAUUUAAACGUUUCUUUUGAGGAGGCGACUUCAUUGCCACACGAGAGGUUAUUGUUGCAUGGUCCAGUAUUCCUGAUACAAAAUGCUGACAAUCAGCUUCUACGGGAGUCAGCCACCGCUGAAGAUGCCGGCUGACUCUGACCAGACCGUGGAAGAUCUUAUCAUUGCUGCAGCACGGGUCUUGGAGAUAGGGCCAGUGUGCCGUCACCUCUUCGGCCUGCGGUGUCCUGAUGGCCUGUGGCUGGCCAUCUCUAAGAAGUUGUCAUCACUACCAGACAACAUAAACUUGCUGUUUCGAUUGCGUUUUAAGGCCCACUCCUUACAGAGAUUGAAGAGUCUGGAUCCUAAUGCUUUUGAAUAUCUGUUUAAUCAGGUUCGAGCAGACUUCCACGCUAGUGAAAUACCUGAAUUGAUAAAACACCCUGAAGAUGGCCUGGGCUUGGUUGUGACAGACAUUUUGCUGUAUCUACUGAAUAACCCAACUAAAAAAGUGGAAAAUGUGGAUAUCAAAAGUUUCAUGCCAAAAGAGUUGAAUGGAUUUGCCAAUAGACUCAAUGUAAAGAAAAAUGUGGUCCAUUAUUUUGACACCUGGAGAGAUAAAGAUGCUUCUUUUGUGCAUGAACGAUACCUUUCUAAGGUUGAAGAAAAACGAUGCAGUUAUGGCACUGAAGAAUAUGUGCUCCUGAUGGAUGAGGCUGGGAAAGACUACAACAUCAGACUGGUCAUAGAUCCUUUCCAUUCUGAAUACCCUGGUCUGCGCUAUACUUAUGCUUCUCAGAGGAAAGGGGCAUGGAUACAACUUUGCCGCUUGGAUGAACUUGUGUUUGUGUCGACGAGGUUUCAGGACCUUACAGUUGAACUGUCCAGAGAAACAGGUGUCCCCUGUUAUUUCAAACUGCAGACAUUAGAGCAGCUUGAAUCUUUUGUCGGCUGCUUGAAUGGAUACUACCGUCUCAUACGCAAUUGGAAUUUUGAUUUGUGCCAAGAAUUGUCAACACCUUCUCUACUUUAUCUUCGUAGCAAUAAAUGCCAUGGACCAGUAGGUAAGCUAUUUUCAGCCAAGAAGCUCAAGGAGAAGGGCGGAGGAGAAGUUGGUAUUGCUUUGUUGAGGGAAUCCACAACAGAACAUGAGAAGUACAAAUUAGAUAUCAUUGUAGAAGCAAAUAAACCUCCUAUAACGCUUACCAUAGACAGAGAGGGUGGGAAGGUUCACCUUGAAGGUAAAAAAGAGGAAUUACAUGACAGCCUAAAAUACCUUCUGCGAGAUUUGAUCUUAAAAGACCAACUAGGUGUCAAGAUUUCGAGGAUAUUGCCACCAUCCGACUAUGAUUAUGCCGAGCUGCUCCUUGUGUGUGCCAGUAAGGACAAGCAAGUUCAGAACAACAGCCAGUCUGGGCCUAGGGUGAUCUUUCUUUUUCACUUUACCAGCUGCUACGUAUAUGAAAACGUGUAUAUUGUUUUGACGUAUUUACUAUCACGGGCUGAUGAUGCACUUUCCCGUUUCCAGAUUCCCAAGCUCCAGAGUGAGUCUGAGAAGGAGUCGUUCUUAGCUGUGGUCGACAAGUUUGCCUUCGUCAGCUGCGAGUGCAUCGUGAACAUUUUUGGGGUAACGCUGAACCCCCUGUCGCUGGUCAUGGAGUUCUUCCCGUUAGGAGACCUCAGUUCGUAUCUGCAGCAGAAUAAAAGCAUAGAAGAGGUUGAGCUAGUGGAAGCAGCAACACACUUGGCCAGAGCACUUUGGUAUCUGAACCAAGAGGGUGUUCAGCAUAACAACAUUCGCUGUCACAACAUUUUGGUGGCAGAGCACACAGAUCAAACUUUUAAGGUCAAACUUGGUGAUCCGGGAAUGGUCAGAUGCACUGAGAAAGAUAUUCACUGGAUCCCAAGAGAGCAUCACUUACAUCCGGCUAUGGCAGUCAGUGAUGUUACUACUGACAUAUGGGCUUUUAGCACAACCCUGUGGCAGAUAUUUUCUAAAGGGAAAGAGCCAUUACCAGGGGCUGACUUGGAAGAGGUCCGUAAGCUGUAUGAAAUGGGACAUUUGUUGCCACGGCCGGAUCUCUGCCCUCUGGACUUGUACAAGGUCAUGGAGAGAUGUUGGUCACGAGAUCCCCAAGCGAGACGGCAGCCACAGGCUAUCAUGCGAGAUGUGAACCAAAUUCUAUACCAAGUUUUUAAUUCAAGGAAAAAGCACUCCUACCAGACAAUCUAUCGCGCAAGUUCGUCAGUAUCAGAGAACGAAGCAGAGGAAGACAUCAGUAAUGAUGUGGAUGAUUAUAACAGUUCCAUCACAACGCAGGUCACGACGUUGACUCUCUCCGACGGCACCACCUCAGAGUUUGUCGUGAACAAGGUAUCGGAAGCUUUUGUCGACGAUCUCAUCUCAAUAGGAUCUGAUUUUUAUCCUUUGCCGAUGGCCUACAACAAUGUCUACGCUGAAUCAGAUUCUCCCGAGGCAGUAGCUCCUAGCAUCGCUGAAACCCUGACAAGUGCAGAGAAAUUAAGUACGCUAUUACUGCCUCCACUUGCUGCACAACGUAUACCAGAAUUGCCUGCCAUCCCGUCCGAGCCCCUGCAACUUGAAAAGUCCGACAUUACAUUAGACAUCAAAAUCGGAGAGGGGUACUAUGGGGUGGUGUACCGUGGUGAGAUGAAAGACCCAUGGGGACGAGUGGAGACUGUGGCCAUCAAGACCCUGAAGGCUGCGGGACAAAUUGAGGAUCACAUGAGGGAAAUCAAUAUUAUGAAGAAAUUAGACCACAAGAAUGUGGUGAAGUUGUGCGGCCUUUGUGAAGGAGACGGUGAAGAGCUAUACAUGAUUAUGGAGUAUUUGAAGGAAGGGUCUCUGAAAGCUUACAUUCUCCGAUGCACUGAUCAUAUCACAGAUAGACACCUUCUCAAGUUUGCUUUGGAUAUCGCAGAGGGGAUGGACUAUCUUGAACAAAAGAGAAUCAUUCACCGUGAUCUUGCAGCUCGCAAUGUCCUUGUUGCUGAUGAAAAUACCGUCAAGAUUACUGACUUUGGUCUAGCUCAACAGCCAAAUAAGGGAAAUUACUAUAUUCGCCAGACUGUGAGAGCUUUACCACUAGGAUGGUAUGCUCUUGAAUGCAUUGAGAAUGAGCAGUAUUCGCACAAGAGUGAUGUCUGGUCUUUUGGCGUGACCUGCUGGGAGAUGUUUACUCGUGGCGCUGAGCCUGACCUUCCAGAAAAGUCUGAUGAACUCAUACAGGCCCUGAAAUUUGGCAGACGACUGAUUUGCAAGGGCCCAUGCAGGACAAACAUCUACUCCAAAUUAAUACGCAUUUGUUGGGAUCAGGAGCCAGCUGCCCGUCCCAAUUUCUCUGACCUUAUAAUAACUAUCAAGGAACUGCAAGACGAAUACAUGUGAUUGCAAGUAAAGAGCUUUGGCUUAAUCGAGUUCAGUGAAUUAGGGAUUCUUCUUCUGUCCGUUCAAUUUACAGCUGUCAUAGCAGACUUACUUCAGGAAUACUGGUUGUUGACUAUUUAUUUUUUCUAAGUUUUUAACUCGGUAGUUUUCUGCAAUAGGGAAGAUAUAUUGUUAUAUUAUGUCAGAAAUAAUUAGCUUUGUUUGACCAAGCUGUCCAUGUCAAGAUGUUUUUAGGUGACAUUUACAUUACCUGUUCUGCAUGGCUAUUGCAGUGUCUUAUCAUUCUGAAGUAAUUUCCCCGCUAUAGUAUUAUUAUUUUGUCUGAAUACUGUAGCUUGUGUUUUGUGAUACCCUCCAAAGAAUUAAGACUUUUUAUAUUGAGUGUCUGGAAAGUAGAUACAUUGUAAAAUAUCAUUGGAACUUGCAGGUACUUGGUUUCUUUUGCAGUUUUGCAAUUAUAUCUUUCUGCAAAUUUUAAGAUUUAAAUUUGAAGUAUUUUUAGAGAAACAAUAUUACCAAUAUAAGGUGCAAUGAUUUUGUAAUUUUAAUCAAAUUUAUUAAUUUGGUGUUAUAUUUCCUCCUUAUUGUAUUUUAGAAAUGUUCUAUUUUAUUGAAGAUCAUUCUUGUGUAAAGAAUGCUGGUUAGAGGGCUUAUUUUUUCUUGUAAAGCAUGGCUUUGUGUGUAUGUGCACAUUAUCUAAACUCUAUUUUCAUAAAAGACAUUACUUAAAUAUUUCUGAUACUCCAGUAUGAUUAUUGCCAUACUGCCAAAGCAAAAUUAUUUUUUACAACAUGAUUUUUUUGGGAAAAGUGCUGAGGAUUUAGACUGUAGAGUCUUUGUAUGAUAAAGAUAAUGGUCAGAUUAUAGUAAUCAAAUAUAUAUUUAUAAAUAGCUUUAACUGCCUCUUGCUUUACACAAAGUGGGUGUAUAUGAUAUAACAUUCGGAGGCAUAUAUGGAACACAAUUGUAUGUACGUUAACGUAAUAAAGUACAUUCCUACACAUUGUAUGCAAAUGCAGUUAUUGUGAUUUUAUGUUAUUGUCACUCUCAUGAUGUACAUAUGUUCAGUAAGUUAGCAGAAGUCCUUAAAGAAGUUAUAGCUAAUGUUCUAUACAUCCUAUUAGAUCAUUUUAUGAAAUUCUCACAGCAUAUAAAGUUGCAUUUCAUCAAUUUUUAUGCACACUUUGAUUUUUUUUUCUUUACUAGUAAAUUUUAAUAUAUUUGAAGAUAGAAGUCCCAUUUUUUGAUACUGAUAUUGACCCUUAAGCUGCAUAAAUGUCUAUGCAGUAGGACCUGGAUGUAUGAAUGUCUUGCAUGACAUUCUUGUUGUGCAGUCACAUCUGAAUAGCCAGUGGACCUUGAUAUUGCUUUAAUUUUUACUAUAGGGCAGUCAGGGCACCCUAAAAGGGCAGACGAAAUGACAGCUAGCGUGCCAGCUUUUCUGUUGUAAACAUGUUUAACCCACAUCCAUCAGACAGCUGCAGUGAGGGGGGGAGGAAGUGGCAGGAGGCAUCAGUUUUAUUAUUGGUAUAAGGUAACAAGAGCAGAGUAUGAGCCAGUAACUCAUCCGUGACAAAACAGACAGCCAGAUAAUCAGGAAUAAUUAAGAUUCUGAUAGAUAAGACUGUGUGAGGGUUGACUAAAGUAAAAGGAUGAAUAAACAAAAACUUUUUCCCUUUCUUGUAUACCUUUGUAUGUUAUAUUGAACGACAGCAACAGUAACCACAACCACAAGAACAACAAACAAAAAUUAGAAGGCCAUAUAUCAACAUAGGUUACUUUUAAUUAAAAUGUGAAUAUGGAUUAAGGGUUAACAUUAAAGAUAUUUGAUUAUACCUUUGAUAGCAAUGUACAUUUUAUGUGGGGUUUGUGUCAUGGAACCUGAAUAUCUUGGAAAAAAAAGGUCUUGUAAGAAAAUUUGUAUUUGAAUAUUAUUAUAGGCAAGGCAUAUGUGUCUAAAAUUGAAUCUUUUGGUGAGAUAUUUAAAAAAUUGAAAAAGGGAUGUUGCAAUAAAUGAUACCUCUAUUUUGAUAAUGUGAUAGUGCUCUGGUCAAGUAUGAAAUGAAUAUGUAUUCAUUGUAGCCUCCUGAAAUUCAUGUUGUUACUGCUACUUUUUUCUAAGUAUUUGCUUGGUUACACACACAUACACAUACAUGCACAAGCACACUCAUACUCAUUCACUCUCUCACUCACUCAUUCAUACACUAUUUUUAUUCACCUUUCAUACCAUUACAUCUGUUCAUUUAUGACUCAUCAGUAAGAAAAAGUGUCUGUAUCUGUCCUUGUUUAUAUUAUGGACAUUAAAUAUAGAGGUUUCUGUGUAACAAUCUUAAAGAGAAAAAAGCUUGCAAUGUGCCACUAGCAUAAACGUGGGUGUAUGUCAAGUGAAGCAUAGCCUUGACCUACAGGUUAUGUCGAGUGCUACCUCCCCCACUUGGGCACCUUAGCCCACUGAGCAAUUGAGGACACAAAAUGUGAUUCUCCUUAGCUUUUAAUUAUAUUCAAAGGAGACACCAGAUUUAAAUCUUUUUGUAUGAAAUGCAAUGAUUUCACACGUUAGUUCUUUGUUUAUAUUGUCCUUUUAAAAAAAUUAUCUUGACUCUAAGGUCCAUUGACACUAUCAUUACCUUCUGUAUGGUUUUUAAGAAUGGCAAUGGAGUGCCUAAAAGGCCUACAUUAACAUCUAUUACUGAAAUGCUAAACUGCUUGCCACAACUUGUCACCAAGCUGCAAGACUUGUGAGGCUGUGCUAGCCGUGCCUUGUCACUAAGUUACAAUAUUUGUGAUUAAAAUACUUUGAAACCAUAUAGGUACAAUGAUGUGUGAAUAGGCCUUAAUACAUUUUCAUAUAUGUUGGGUAAAUCUGUUCUUAAUUACAGUAUGGCAAAAAAACAAACAUUAUAAAUGAUAAACUAUUUGCUUUGAUACUCUGUGAGCAUCACAAUAAAGAAUUAAAGUAUAAUAAAAAAA